Molecule: messenger RNA, 1051 nt
Organism: Neoarius graeffei (lesser salmon catfish)
Lineage: Eukaryota; Metazoa; Chordata; Actinopteri; Siluriformes; Ariidae
Gene: ostf1
Product: osteoclast stimulating factor 1
Exons: 10
Coding region: 131-775 (214 amino acids)
Biological process (GO): signal transduction
Molecular function (GO): protein binding
Source: RefSeq, a predicted model, not a curated record
CGCGCAUGCGCACGGGGCUACUUCCGCAUUGGACGCUUCCUCAUUGCUGGCUGCGCCUAGUCGGCCGUUUAUGAUUUUAUUUUGUAAUAAACAUUACUGAAAUAGCUCAGAUUUAUCACAGCGAGUCAUAAUGUCAAAACCUCCACCAAAACCCGCCAAACCAGGUCAGGUGAAAGUGUUCAGGGCGCUGUUUACAUUUGACCCUCGGACGCCUGAUGAGCUUUACUUUGAGGAGGGAGACAUCUUGUACAUCUCAGACACAAGUGACAGUAACUGGUGGAAGGGAACAUGCCGAGGAAGAACUGGUCUCAUUCCCAGUAAUUAUGUGGCGGAACAGGCGGAGUCCAUUGACAACCCAAUGCAUGAGGCAGCCAAGAGAGGGAAUCUGAGCUGGCUCAGGGAGUGUUUGGACAAUAAGGUGGGCAUUAACGGACUGGAUAAAGCAGGAAACACAGCACUGUACUGGGGCUGCCACGGGGGACACAGAGAUGUGGUGGAGCUUCUACUUUCUCAGCCAAACUGUGAGGUUAAUCAACAGAAUAAACUGGGAGACACAGCUCUACACGCUGCUGCUUGGAAAGGAUAUUCAGACAUCGUGGAGAUGCUUUUAAACAAGAAUGCCAGGAUAGAUGUGUUGAAUAAUGAGAAGAAGACGGCUCUGCAGAUGUCCACUAACGCUCCGUGUGCGUCUCUGCUGAAGAGGAAGCAGGGCAGUGUGAUCACACGCACACACAGUAAUGCUGAGGAGUACCUGGAUGAUGAAGACUCUGACUGAGAGACGAAAAGGAAGAUUAACAACAUUCCAUCACCAAAUACUGUGUGUGGGAGACAGACAGACAUCUGUUGCAGCAUCUGAAUUAAACUUAAAUCUACCAUAACUAUUUUUCUGUACCAGUUUGUUGAACACAUGUUGCUUGUGUGUGUGUGUGUGUGUGUGUGUGAGUGAGUGAGUGAGAGAGAGAUUAUUUUGUACUAACUGAAAGAUUGCAAGACUUGUGUUGUUUGGAUUUCAAAGCUUUCAUAAUUAUGCUAAUAAAACACUUUACACGUG